GUCUAGUCCGUCUCCACGCCCAAACACUGCCGAUCUGCAGCACAACACAUACCCAGCGUCCACGGCAUGCGAUGCACACACGCACGCGCGAGUGUAUGCCGACGCCGCUGCGGUGCUGCAUCCGCCGUGCCAAGACGGACGACUAGGUACCCGACGACGGAGCGGGCGAGAGGCCGAGGGGUAUAAAGACCGCGGUCAUGUGAAGCUGAUCCGCCCACCAGGCAACACCGACUGACCUACUUACUCCCUCCCUCACGACGGACUGUCUCUUGCGCCCUCGCCACCACCACAACCACAACCACAUCACAAUGCACCUCGCACUACUCGGAGCGUCUCGCGGUGUAGGAUACCACGCGCUCCUCACCGCGCUCGCCGACCCCUCGAUCACGCGCAUCUCGCUGCUGCUGCGCAAGCCGGCCGUCUUCGACGCCGACGAGGUCGUCUCUGCCGCCGUGAAGGAGGGCCGGGUAGUCCUCGUACAAGGCGACGCGACGAACGAGGGCGACCUCGCAAAGGUGCUGGCCGACGUCGACAUCGUCGUCACUUCUAUUGGCGGUCAGCCCCAGUUCACGCUCCGCGGCAUCGUGCUCGACCAGCCGGGCAUCUGUACCCGCGCGGCGCUGUCCCUGCUGCGUGGCAUCAAGCGCCUGGACAAGCCGCCGCGCGUGGUCGUCGUCUCGUCCAUGGGCAUCGGGGAGAACCACGCCGUGAUGCCGCUUCCUCUGAGGAUCCUCUACCCGUGGCUCCUGCACACGCCGCACCAGGACAAAGAAGGCCUCGAGUACCUCGUCCGGCGCGCCUCCAUCGCCCUGCCGACGCCCGCGAGCGUGCCCUCGGCUGUCCUGUCCCAGGCCGACGCAGACGCCGCGCCAGAGUCCUUCCUCCCCGAGGUGGUGAUUGUCCGUCCGGCCAUGUUCACCGACGGGACCGGCGGGCACGAGGUCAAGGCCGCCGAGGACGCGUACACGUACUACAUCUCCCGGGCGGACGUGGGGCGGUUCGUCGCGCUGCGGUGCCUCAAGGGCGACGGGAAGGACAGCAAGGACAGCCUAGACUCGAGCGACAACCAGCGCCUCACGCUCGACGCUCCAGACCGCGACCACCUCGCCAAAGGCCGACGGCCGAGCCAGAGGCUGUACGAUUCCACCACUGGACGCGCCCUCCCCGCCGGACCGCUCGGCAUGAUUGCUCGCAGCCCAACGGUCCGGCGAGUGUCCGAGGCGAUACGCCUCGCGAGCGAGCGCGUCGUCAACCUCGCCGGAGACGACAAGAAUGACAAGCUCAACGAGGACGACUAUGACCACAUCCUCGACUCGCCAGAUAGCUUUGACAAGCCGAUCGAGUCGGCACCGCCGUCGCCCCGCAAGACGGUGACGCGGACCGCACUACGAGGGCGGACAUUGUGUAUCUUUGGCCCUACCAACCCCGUCCGAAUAGCGAUGGACCAGUUCAUUCGCUUCCCGUGGACAGAGCCCAUCAUCCUCGCUCUCAUCCUCGCCAACGCCGUCGUGCUCACGAUCCAGUCGGCGCCAUAUCUCAUCACACCGCGCGUCGGCGCACCAUACUUCCACACGUGGGAGGACUACACCCUCUUCGCACUGUUUCUCGUCUUCACAGUUGAAAUGUUCGCGCGCAUCAUCGUCACCGGAUUGAUACUGGACCCCGAGACAUCAAUACCAGAGUUCAUCAGGCGGUCUCGGAUCCGGUUUCACAACUACUGGUUCCCUCACAAGCACGAGGAGGCGCUGCAGCAGGGAACAGCGGAGACGUACCGCGAGGACACUUGGAAGAUGAAGCCUACAGCACCUGUGCGAGGCGCGACUCUGGGCCCGGCAAAGCCGAAGAAACAGAAAAUCAUCCCCGAAGCGCCCUUCCAGAAGGCCGUUGCCAAACAGACAACACUGAUCGUCGAGGGACGGCCGUACUUGCGUCACUCGUGGCACCGUAUCGACAUGCUGGCGGUCGUCACCUUCUGGAUCUGCUUUGCCCUCGCCAUGACUGGCGUCGAGGUGCAGGAGACACGGCACAUCUUCAUCUUCCGCGCCCUCAGUGUCCUCCGUGCCUGCCGCCUCCUGGUCAUCACAUCCGGUACCGCGACCAUCCUCCACUCUCUCAAGCGCGCAGCUCCCCUCCUCCUCAACGUCGCCUGGUACAUUGUCUUUGCGGCCGCCUUGUUCUCCAUCAUCGGCGUGCAGAGCUUCAAGGGCUCAUUCAGGCGCCAAUGUGUCUUCACCAACCCCUACAACGAAUCCGAAACGGUCGACUUGGGCUUCUGCGGAGGCUACAUUGAUCCAGAUACGUUACAAAAACACUCGUAUCUCAACUAUGACAACUCGACGUCCCAGAUUCAUCCAAAAGGCUACGUUUGCCCCCUGUACUCGGUCUGCGAGACCCAGGGGCAGUCUGCCAACGAUGGUAGCACAAGCUAUGACAACAUCUUCAAGUCGCUCAUUCAGGUCUUGAUUAUCGCAGGAGUCAACACUUGGUCUGGUCCCAUGUACAAUGUCAUGGACACCGACUUUUACGGCUCGGCAAUGUUCUACCUCGUCGCCAUCAUCGUCCUCAACUUCUGGCUCAUGAACUUGCUCAUCGCCGUCGUCGUCAACGUCUUCCAGGACAUCCGAGCAGAGACAAAGCGCUCCGCAUUCGGUGCCGACGAGAAGAUCAUUGUCGAGCCGCAGUGGGCAAUUGACACCAAGAAGCGCUGGGAGCCAUCGAGGAUGCUCAAGCUCUACCUCAAGACUGAGCUCUUCUGGGUCCUGCUCAUCGUCGUGGACCUCAUUUCCCAAGCUUUCAAGCAGCAUGACUCGUCACCACGUGUAUUGAAGCUGUUGCGCAACAUGGAGAGAGGCUUUGCUGUCAUCUGGCUGUUCGAGAUGUUGCUUCGUUUUGUGGCAUACUGGCCCGACUGGCGUGUCUUCUUCAGUCAGUCCCGCAACGACGUCGAUCUCUUCCUCGCACUCGGGUGCGGCAUCAUCCAGAUCCCGGCCAUUCGCAACACAGGCAUUUAUCCAUGGCUCACCGUGUUCCAACUCCUCCGUUGGUACCGUGUGAUUCUUGCGUUCCCGCGCAUGAAGCCGCUUAUUUCCAACGUGUUCGGAAGCUUCACCGGUAUGCUGAACAUGGUCAUUUUCCUGUUCUUGAUGCACUUCUUGGCAGCGUUGAUGGCCGUGCAACUCUUGCGUGGUGACAUGGCAGCUGCUGCUCAAGAGAACGCAAUGAUCGACUUUGGCCAGGUGUACAACGCCUUCUUGGGUCUCUACCAGAUCUUCUCGACAGAGAACUGGACAACGCCCCUGUAUAACGCGAUGCAAGCAGGCUGGACGUACAAUCAAGGAUGGAUCAUCUGUAUAUUCCUCAUGAUUUGGUUCUUCUUCUCGAGUUUCAUUCUCCUGCAAAUGUUCAUUGCAGUCAUCAACGAAAACUUCGAAAUCGCCGAGGAGCAGAAGCGUAAACAGCAGAUCGAGAACUUCAUCCGCAAGUCGGCGCCAGUGUCCACCCACGUCACGUUGCUGGAACGGUUGAACCCGUACCGGUUGCUUAAGGCUCGCCACAAGGCCGUCCGUGUGGACGCUUUGCCGCCGAACCUUAUUCUGCCGCUCAAGCAGAGCAUUGGUGCGGACGUUGGUGCUCCCGUUAUUGAGGACGACGCAACUGGCACGAAUGCUGCUCUCAGGAGGCUGUUCGGCAUGGACCCAGAGGGCGACCAGUCAAUCCCUCUGCGUAACCUGAAUGCCGAGAAGCGCAAGUCUACCCGCAUGGCCACGAUCAUCGAGGACGAGUUUGACACGGACCGCGGACUCACCGACUUACUACCACCACUCCACAGUGGCCCGUCAGCGGACGAGCACAUGGAUGCCCUGCGAGAGAGGCGUAACCAGCAGGCCGACUUCAUCGCCGCGCACCCCAGCUACGACCGCAGUCUGUGGAUCUUCUCCAACCGCGGCCCGAUUCGAAAGAUGUGUCAGGCACUCGUGCCCCCGGCAUACGGGUACCGCAUCAAUGGUCGCCCUGCACACCCGAUCUGGAGUCUGGCAUUCAAGUUCGUCAUGUUUGCCACGGUUGUGUCGAGCGUGGUUAUUGCCGCUAUCUCGACGCCACUGUUCCGAAAGCAGUACUACAGGAAACAUGGCUACCACCAUUUCUCGUGGUUCGACAGCACCGAGCUUGCGCUCGCGGGCGUCUUCGUGCUCGAGUUCCUCAUCAAGGUCAUUGCCGACGGCUUCAUCUUCGCACCGAACGCAUACCUGCUCUCCAUCUGGAACGUCGUGGACCUAGUCAUCCUGUGCACCAUUGUCGUCAACACCACCACCUCGAUCGUCGUCAUCGGAGGUCUCAGCCGAACGACUCGAGCCUUCAAGGCUUUCCGAGCCCUUCGUCUGGUCACCCUCUUCGCUCGCCUGCGUGAUACCUUCCACGCUGUGCUCUUCGCCGGCAUGGUCCGUAUCAUCGACGCCUGUGUGCUCAUGAUCCUCUACUUGAUUCCGUUUGCCGUUUGGGGCCUCAACAUCUUCUCUGGCCUCCUCGCAAGCUGCAACGAUACGAGUGGCGACGUGUUGGUCGGUACCGACUGCGUGGGCGAAUACUCUGCCUCACCUGUAGGCAACAUCAACUUCAUGGCUCCGCGUGUCUGGGCGAAUCCCAAGUUUGGCGGCAGUGUCUGGGCCUUUGACAGUUUCCGCCAGUCCAUGCUUAUCCUCUUCGAGAUUGUGUCUCUCGAGGGAUGGACCGAUGUCAUGGCUUCGACCAUGAAUAUUGUCGGCGAAGGACAGCAGCCUCAAACCAACAACCGGCAGUGGAACUCGAUCUUCUUCGUCAUCUUCAACCUCUUUGGUGGUGUCAUUAUCCUGACCAUCUUCCUGAGUAUCAUCAUCGAGAACUUCAGGAUCCGGUCAGGCUCGGCGCUGCUCACCGUCGAGCAGAAGCAGUGGGUGGACAUGGAGCUGUACGUCAAGCAGCAGGUCCCGUCAAAGCGUCCUCGCCGUCGCCCGGGUGGAUUCCGGGGAUGGUGCUACGACCGCGCUGUCAACAAGACUGGCUACUGGGCGCGAUUCUUCACCUUCCUCUACUUUGUCCACAUCUUCCUCUUGAUGACCCAGGACUACUCGAACAACAUCAUGUCGGACCGACAGCUUGACUCCAUCUUCCUGGCCUUCAUUGUCGCUUAUGCCGUUGACAUCCUGGUCAACUUCUACGGUCUCGGCUUUAAGAGUUUCCGAACAAACGGCUGGAACAUUUACGAUGUCGUCGUCAUCAUUGGGUGUUUCAUGACCACCAUCCCAGCCAUCCGCGCCAGUUCGGACACUGCCAGUGGCCUCGCCAACAAGCAGGUCCAGAAGCUGUUCUUGACAAUGUACUGUCUCAAGCUUGUCCAGCGCUUGGACUCUCUCAACCAGCUGUUCAAGACUUCGAUUGCCAGUCUGCCCGCUAUCGGGAACCUGUUCCUCCUCUGGGCCGUCUUGUUCAUCUUCUUCGCUAUUGUUGAUGUUGAGAUCUUUGGUCUCACUCGACAGGGCGCGGUCUCGUCGUCCCGAUACCAGAACUACAACACGUUCGGCAACGCCCUAAUCAUGUUAUCCUUCUGCUCUACUGGAGAGGGAUGGAACGGGUACAUGCACGACUACACGAUCGAGUUCCCCCGCUGUACUGACUCGUCCAACUACCUCGACUCUGACUGCGGUAGUGUGGGCUGGGCUUAUGUCCUGUUCUGUACCUGGAACGUCCUCAGCAUGUACAUCUUCCUCAACAUGUUCACUGGUGUUGUCGUCGACUCGUUUGCCUAUGUCUACCAGAAGCCGACAGGAACCUCCCUUACCCGUGAACAGAUCCGACUGUUCAAGAAGGCUUGGUCUGAAGUUGACAAGAACCGGACGGGCUAUAUCAAGCGCAGAGACUUUGCCAACUUCUUCUCGAGGCUCACUGGUGUGUUUGAGGUCCGACUCUACCCCAUCGACGCUAGUGUGCCGAACAUCAUCCGCGCGUCGAGCCCUGAUCCCCACGACCCGACGUCCAAGCUCUACACUGUCGAGAGUGUUCGCCACACUGUGGACACUCGAAACGUCGAGGAGCACAUCGACCAGAUUGACUUCAAGAAGGUGACGCAGCGUCGAAAGGAGUAUGUUCGCCUGUUCUACGAGGCCAGGAUCUCGGAGGAGCCAGGCCGCGGCAUCGCCUUUACGGACAUGCUCCUCAUGCUUGCGCACUACAAGCUGAUCAACGACGACGAGGCUCUGCAGGUCAAGGACUUGCUUGAGCGCCGUGCCAAGCUUGAGCGUGUUGACGACCUUGUCAACCUUGACCGCGUCCGUGGACUCCUGCGUACCAUCUACUGGCGCAGGCGGUUCCUCAAGCAGCGCAACGAGAAGCAGCGGAUUCUCACCGAUGAACAAGAUGGCAUGCCCGCCAUUGUCCUGGAGCCCAUGUCCAUGGGAUCGCCGCCGACUUCACCGGUCGAGGGGGAGCGUAACCCGUUCCUCUAUGGCCUGUCCUCGAACCCCACCUCUCCCAUCGGAUCACCCCCGAUCCAGUCGAUACUUAUUCCAGGCUCAGAAACCCCAACUCGGGGGCCACACGCGCCCCACUUCAGUCCAUCAUCAUCACCCUCGUCCCCUACCUUCCCGCAAUCCCCCAGCGCUGUACUUGGCCAUUCGGUCGUCGAUCGUUCGACCGUGUCGGGGCAUAUCCCGUCCCUCUCGGUCAGCACCGUUCAGCGACCUGGCUCCUUUGUACGCCGGUCGUCCAACGACGGCUCACACCUUUCCUCUGACGGCAGCCACAGACGCGAGCCCUCAGUCGAAGAGCCGACCCACGAGGACCUGCUCAACUCGAUGGCCACAUCUGUCUGGGGAGACAUGAUGCGAGAAGCCGUCGACCACGAAAACGAAUCCGACGAGUCGGCAUAGAACCGCCCCAAACCAAAACACUGUCUCAGUAUCCCUAGAACGAACCCCUGCCCACGCAUCCUCAUGUCUCAUGUCCUAGACGUCUUUUGGUAACCAAAUAUCUGUACAUUUAUCCAUGGCUCGAUGCACCCUGUACAAUUGACACAAAAACUCUCUGUAUAUUGAAUAGAAGCUAGCAGCCUAGAUGGUGAGGAGCGUGGCGCUUUCCUCGUCCAUUGGUGCGUCGUCGCCGCUAGCGGCCGACCAGCGGUCGGGCACGGCAGGGAAGUAGAUGCGCUCCAUGGCUGUGCGGAAGCGCUUGCGGUACUGGAGGGGUGUGACGAUGGUAGGUUCGCCACGGCCGCCGCCGCCAAAGUCCUUGACCCAGGACUCGACCUUCUUGUCCCACGUAAAGGUGCGGAUGUAGUCGACGACGCCGACGACGAGCUGCUGGUUCUCGACGUCGACGCCGACCACGAGCGAGUAGUCCAUCACAUUGAGGUUGGAGAGGAAGAGCGUGUCGUUCCACAGCGCCGUGCGGAGGAUGCGCUUCGAGUGGUCGCGCAGGUACAGCGGGUUGGUGUACGACAGCUCCAUCAGGUUCUCGUCGAGGAGCACCUCGUUGACCUUGCCCGUUGGCUUGAUGAGGCGGUUGCGCGUGCUGCCCUUGAGGUCGUAGAUCUUGGCAAACUGCCGCCCGUAGAACAGGUUCUCCUGCACAAGAACGUUCAUGUGCAUCGAGUGGCCCGUGACGGCGUUGCGGAAGCCAAUCUUGAAGAUGCCGUACGUCUUGGCGAGCGCUGUCGGCCGGCCGCGCUGGAACGCGGUCGAGGUGUACUCAAAGUAUGCGGGCGCAAACUUUGUGAUCGCGUCCAUCUCCAGCCGCGAGAUCUCCUUGACAAUGAAGCGGUCAUCCUUGGUUUUGAGGAACGCAGACCCAGACUUGCCGCCCGACGCGUCAAACUUUGCGCAUCGCGCCAGCGACUCGACAAAGCUGUCCUCGCACUGGCACGCCUGGCGGAGGGCGGCGAACUGCUCAGCGAAGAAGAUACGGCACGAGAUGGUCGACGAGCCAGUCUCAAACUCGUACUUCAAGUGCGAGCCCGUCUCGCGUCUCGACACAUCAUCCGUCUCCAUCGCCUCGUCGACCGAGAUGAUGUCCCAUUGUCUGUCUGUCGUGCCGGACAUGUCGUCAAGGUGUGACGGCUCGUGCCGGCGCGCGCGCGCAAGGUUGGUCAUGGUGCGCAUCUGGUCGCGGUACGGCUUGGAGCUGAGCGUGAAUGCGAUAAUACUCGUCGGCUCAUUCUCGCGCACAAUGACGCGCGAGUCGACGAAGAUGUGCUCGGCGGCAGAUAAAGGGUAUUCCAGCGGCGUGAAGUCGCCGGCGCGGAAAGCCCACAGGCCAGUCAACGUCUUGAGGAUUGACGAUCGCUCGCCACCACCACCAGAGCUCAUCUCGCUCUCCGACAUUUGCGAGAGGGCAGACAAGCCCUUGCGCGUACCGAUCUCGUCCUGGUCGGUCGUGGGGAGCUGAGGUAACGGCGUGGGAGGUGGGAGUGGGGCAUUCGUGUCGAAUGGCGCGAGCUCGAUGUGCAGGCGGUCCUUGGGGCGGCGGCUCUCCAUGGUCGACUCGCUCAUAAACGAACUCGGUGCGGACACGCCCAGUGCCGAGUUGUUCUGGUCCCCGUGCUUUGGGACGUCCUGCGGCUUCGAGCCAGAGGGACCAGCCUCAGCCCCAUCGAUGGGGACAAUUGGCAGCACCGCUGGCCGGGGACCACUAGGGGACGACUGCUUGCGACGCGGCUUGGCUCGGCCCGUUGAGUCGACGCUCACGUCACUCGCGUCGCCGUCGUCUUCCUCGUUAUCGGCUCCAGACGAGUCCGAGUCAAACUCGUCGCGGAACGCGUCGCGCACGUUGCUGAAGAACUGCACCUUGGCCUUGGUGACGCCAACUCGUCCAGCUCGCUUGCCGCGAGCAGCAGAUAUGCGCUUCUGGCGAUCACGCUCCGCCUCGCGGGACAGCUUGUCAAAGUGUCGGGCGAUGGACGUGACUCUAGAACCGGCUCCAACCACGCGCCGAGGCACUGGCCGAAUGGUAGCGGGCGAAGCCUGACCCAGAGAAAGCGGCGGUUCGGACGGUUUUCUGGGCGUCUUGCCCUUGCCCGCAAUUCUCGGCUUGCCUUCCGUGGACAUUGUCUUCGAGACGGUGACCCUGGGGGAAGGCGCAGUGAGGUACAUGUCCUUGGGACGAAGUCCCGACGGGGAUGCCGUUCGAGAUAAGCGGCCCCGAGAGUUGGAUGGGUCGCCGCGCUUGGCUGACGAGACGAUGCGGGAGGCAUUGACCGCAUAGCUGCGGUCGCCAUCAGAUAACAGGUUCGAACGCGGGUCUCUGCCUUGUCUCGAAGUGCUGCUCUGGUCCCCAGUCCGUCCACGACGUAACCGAGGACGAGAGGGGCCACCGCCGAGGUCACUGUCGGAUACCUCGGACCGUUCGUGGCGAUUCCGGCGCAGGGCUCCCGACACAGAUCUCGGACGCUCCAUUAAAACAUCGGGAAUGGGCUCAAACUCCUGCCCCCCGACCGAGUCCUGGAAGCGCUUGACAAGAUCAGCCACGCUCGGAGGUUGGCGAGCGCGUCUCGGCAGACGCGAGACAAAGCCAUGCUGAUGGGCGUCGCUGUCAAUGCCACUGGAUGGCCGGUCGGCGACGGGCGUGAAGGUCUUGGGGAGUGAUCUGCGCGGGAUGGCAGAGAUCGUCGAGUCGCUGUCAUAGUCGCGCGUAGUGUCGGCGUCGGCAACAGGAUUGGGGGCUGAUCUGACGAGCGUGGCAGUUGGGGUGGCGGUCUCGGACGAGGCAACAACGCUGCUGUCCGUUGCGACAGGAGUGCUCGGGGGUUCGGUUGCAGGAGCAUCCGCCUGCGCCACCUGCUCUGACGAGCUGCCCGCCACAUCUGGUGCGGUUUCCUCAACCGGAGUCGAAGGCUUCGAGGAUGCUGCCCCCGGUUCCGAAUCACCCUUCUCCUUCUCGUCCACUUCGGGGACGGUGAUGCUCGCCAUGUUCUUAUCCAGGGAGCCAAAAACAUCCUGUGUGGCGAAGAGGCGCUUGAGAUGAGUGGCCGUCACUGCGACGCAAGUCCUUCUCUGUAGGCAUGUAAAGCUUCUCAACCUCUAAGAAGUCGAGAUCCCACUGGAUGACCUUGUCCUGCAGUGCCUGGAGCACGACAUUGAUGGCCAGCACGUCCGUUGGCGGCGCCUGCUUGUAGGUCCUGUUGAGCGAGUUGACCAUUUCGUCACGGUCCGCCACAGCACGCGUCAAAAGAGCAUCACGGUCCUUGCGCAUGCCGGGCAGCUUCUCGGGGUCGACCAGGUCGUCAGAGAAGCUGCGUAGGCGGAAGAGGACAGAGUCGAAGAAUGCCUGCGUCUUCUGCAGCGCACUCUCGUACUCUUGGUUUCGGAUGGCUACCUUGUCUUCGAGCUUGGUCAUGAGCUUGAUCGAGGGCCGCACCGGCUCGAACAGCUCGAUCGAGUCAUUAUGGAUACGGACCACCAUGUUGUGGUGCGCAAAGUAUCGGAUGUGUUCGCGGUACGCGUCGUGCGCGCAGCCGAGCCCCGUCGCCGUGCGGGGAGGGUAGAAGCAGUGCUCGAGGUACGCUCCCCACGACAUGCGCCAUGUCUCCUCUCGGAUGACGGUCGGCUCCCAGCUCUUGUUACACUGCCGACAGUAGCUCCAGGUGAGGAUGUGUUCCUCGUGCCCGGCCAGAGGGCACAUGAACUGCUCCAUGACGACCUGGAGGCGUCGCUCGCCGUGCACGAGCACGUCGUAGUGGAACAACAUGAGGUGGUCGCAGUUCUUGUUAGGGCAGCGGUGACCAGCAUUGGCGACCAUGGAGCCGAGGAACUGGCCGAGGGUCUGGUCGUCCUCCUGGUAGAAGUUGAUCUGCGCACGCAUGGGCUCGACGCAUGGCUUGUCCUGUCCUUGGCGGUACAGCGACUUGAUGUACACAAUGCCCUGGUAGUUUUUGGGUAGUAGUGGGCCGGGGUUCUUUUUGACAUAGUGUUGCCAAAUCUUUAGCUGCUGCGAGUGCUCAUGUUCGACAAAUGCGAGCCGGCUGGCGUCGAGGAAGUCGUUGGGGUUCAAGAGCACGCGGUACGGGUCACCAGCCUUGCUGUGGGUGAGGAUCUGGCUGGUGGUCGCACUAGUGGUCGGUGUGGCAGGGAUAGGUGUCGGUGAAGGGGUAGACGGCGCAGACGGGACGGCAGGAGGCGCGGGGGCUGGUGCAGUCGUCGACGGGGAUGUGGACACAGGCGCUGUGGAUAACGAUGUGGCCUGCUGCUCGGUAGCAGGGGUGCUCUCGCCAUCCUUGGGCAACGAACUCGGAUCAGCCGCCUCGGCAGGCUUCGCCUCGCCGUCGACAAGAAUGGUCACCGGUGCCUGGGUGGCAGCAACUGGCGUAGGAGCGACCAACGCGGGCGCCUGGUCCUUGAUCGGAGACUGCACAUUGGCCAUGAUAGCAGCCGCGGUCUGCGACGCGGGGAUUAAAGCCUUGGACUGCGGCUCGCGCUUCUCGUCAUGCAGGAUAGCCUCUGCCUCCUUCUCAUCGCGCCUGUGCCUUAGCUCGUUGAGCAUGCGGUCCAAUGCCGCCAUCUUGGCGAGGGCAUAUGGCGGCGGGAAGCGCACCGCGACGGAGGCGGACAGAAUGGUGGUGAGGUAUGGCUCGAGAGACUCGGCGAUCUGGAUGGUUAACGCUUCGGCCUCUUGCCGCUCGCGCUCUUUGUCGUCCGUCUCCGAGCCCAUCGGCGUGCCGAGGGGAUUGCUUCUCUCGGUGAAUAUGCCCUUCUCGCGGUAUUGAGUGAGCAGGUCGAGUAGCUCCUGGAAUUCCUGGGGCAUCGGUGGGCGAGGCGGGACCAUGUGGAACUCGUCGCCAUAGAGGAAAGCCUCAUUCUUCAAAUGGUACGCGACGAGGGCAUUAAAGUCAGCCAGAAGCUUGAUCUUUCGCAGCGUCUCGAGGUCCUCGCCGCGGAGAAUAAUCGUGCCCCCGAACCCAUUAUGUGUCCCCUCGAAGCGCAUGUAUGUCUUGCGGCGACCCGGGAUGAGCUCGUGCUCAAAGGUCUGGACCCUAAAGUCGGCACAACGCCCAAGUCUUGGCUCUAACACCAGCCUGUCCAUCGAGCUGACAAUGUCGGCAUGUGUGCAGCGCGCGACCUGGUGGAUUGCCGAGAACUUGACACCACGUGCGACGACAAUGUUAGCCUGGUGCAAAAACUCGAGGGCGAUGCGCGAGACGAAGCGCUCUACCAGAACGAUAUGCGGCCUUAGAUCGAUGAUACGGUUGGUGAGUAGCCUGAGGUAGUCACGUUCCUGCUUCAGGAUCGGGUCGAGCGACAUGAACUGGGUUUCCACGCGAUGGUAGUCGAGCGGGAAGGUGAUGACCAUGAUGCGGGGGUUGACUAAGCGGCGGGCCAUGGCCUUGUGCGCGACAUUCUUGGUGAUAACAAUACCGUCGACAUACUCCGAGUCGCUAAUCUUGCCGCCAGGGACCUUUUUGAACUUGAUGUACGUGCGCACGUCGAUCGAGUCGCCCGCGCGGAUCGCCGGUCUAAGGUUGGUCGACACGCGGAGCAGGAGCCGGCUGAGGACUCUGUGCCACUCGUUUGGAUGUGGCACGCUCUCCUGAUCCAGCGCCUGGCGGAGCAUUGUGUUGAAGUGCGCGAGCGAAGGCCCGGAAAUGUACUCGCCUGGCGCGACAAACGAGUACGACCUCGCGCGCCACAGCCCGUCCUUGCGGUCGGUAUCCAGCAGCGCGUUCAGGCCGCCUGUGCUCGCCAUGGACGUUAACCUGCUCUGUAACAGGCGCUGGUGCAUCGAGUCGGACAUGAAUCUGCCGUCCUCCGACUCCAUAGUCUCGGUGCGAGGGAAGGCAAUGUGCGGUGCCGCGUGUCCAAUCUCCGUGGGGAAGUCGAUCCGGCGCCGCUGCUGGAGCUCCAUUCCGGGGCUGAGGCUCGGUGUCUGUGACGAGGCCAUGCUGUGUCCCUGGUCAUCCGAGUUGUCAUCCCCGUUCAUGCGGCGGAAUGGCGCUGGCUGUGCUCCGUGCCACAGAUGCCCCUCCUCGCUAUCCGACGCGUCGGACGUGUCCUCUGGGGUGAACGGUCUAUCGGGAAGUUCAGAGGACCCCCGGGGCCAAUACCGCGUCACUGCCGACUCGUCGAUAGCCGAUAACGACUCGCUCGGCUGGCGCUGGAAGAUCUGGCUCGCCGCAUAAGGCGAGUACGGCGACGUCGAGUAUGGCAUUUCCGGUGAUCUAACGCGAUCGGGUAAGAUGGACAUGUUGGAGUGUAUCGACCUCCUGUCAUCGUCGUCGUCAUAGUCCUCCAUGAUCUUGAGGCAGAGGUUACACACGCGCACCAUGCCAUCCUGUCCGAAGCGGCGCGCGCCGAUAAUGUUGGACGCGCAGCGCCCACAAAAGAUCUGGCCACAGAUACGACAGUGGUGCUUUCUUCGCCAUGUCGUGAACACAGAUUUACAGUCGUAGCACUCCUUGCAGUUCUCAUCCGCCAUCCAGUAGUGCUUGCUUAACCCCUCUCCGCGCAUGCGGCGGAUAAUCUUGCUCACGCUUCCAGGGCGCUUGACAAACCCAAGACUCCGCACGCUCCGCGUGUCUUCCGCAGGCAGCGGGAAGCCAGGGACAAAGCUGUAGUUGUUCUGACUCAGCUCUGCAUUGGCCGAGAUCAUCGCCGACAGGGAGACGGACGACGGCGAAUCUGGGAUCGUGCUGAUCGAGCCGCGGCGCAGCCUCGGCCCACCCAGCGAACUCGAGCUGAGCGUCUUUAACCGCGGCGGCGCGUUCACCUCGAUGGACGGCAGCGUCGCAUGCGACUGAAGCAGCCGCGGAUGUGUGCGCGCCGCCGAGUCCUCCUUUAGCUUUGAGUGCACUGUCGUCGUGACGCUCGUCACCGGCGACACCGUAACCUGUGCAGGCGCAGCGCCCGCCGGCCGCCAAUUCCUCUCGCCGGGGACUAAGUGCCUUCUCUGGGGGUUAGUCCUCAAGCUGGAAUUCACACUCGGCGUUGCGCUCGACGAGGUCGACGGCGUCGCGAGCGACUGAGAUGCCGUGCUGCUCGGCAGGGGCAGGGCGGCGGCGACGCCGACGCCGGUGGUCGGGCUGGG
Messenger RNA from Vanrija pseudolonga, 14043 nucleotides. It is a transcript of the gene cch1, whose product is annotated as Calcium-channel protein cch1. Gene Ontology annotation, cellular component: voltage-gated calcium channel complex; membrane. Bases 309 to 6902 code for a protein of 2197 amino acids. Gene Ontology annotation, molecular function: high voltage-gated calcium channel activity; calcium ion binding. NCBI's taxonomy places the organism in Eukaryota, Fungi, Basidiomycota, Tremellomycetes, Trichosporonales, Trichosporonaceae. Gene Ontology annotation, biological process: calcium ion import across plasma membrane. The record is from RefSeq and is a predicted model, not a curated record. The transcript has 25 exons.